Molecule: messenger RNA, 1333 nt
Organism: Brachypodium distachyon (stiff brome)
Lineage: Eukaryota; Viridiplantae; Streptophyta; Magnoliopsida; Poales; Poaceae
Product: nicotinamidase 2
Exons: 1
Coding region: 348-962 (204 amino acids)
Source: RefSeq, a predicted model, not a curated record
CGAACUCUUGCAUUUCUGAACGCAAAAGUACAAAGAAGCCACGUGUUGGCUUGGGAAAGAAGUUCUCAUGGAUUACGAGUCUAUGGGCGUUGUUCUGUCACUUUUGUGCCACGCGCAGCCCAGUCGUCGUGUGGAACUCUUGCAGCGCUGGCCGAUCGAUCAUACUCGAGCAGCGGAGGAGUCCAACGGGACGAUUGUUCGUGAAGCCUCUGGCUCCCACGCCUCCGUGACCCCUUCCAAUAUUGUUCCCCGCACGCGCAGCGCAGGCACAACCGCAUCGACCCAUAUUUUCUCGUGAUCUCGGCGAUCGAGCGCAGCAUCAAGGCGCCGAGCACCGUACAUCCACCAUGGCGCCUCCCGUCUCGCACACGUAUACCAAGUACGAGACGCGCCGCCGCGAUCCGGACCCUCGCCACGCGGCGCUCCUCGUCAUCGACGUGCAGGCGCACUUCGCGUCGCUGGCCGCGGCGGCCAUGCCGGCCAUCGCCGCCACCGUGGCGCUCUGCCGCGGCGCCGGUAUCCCGGUGGUCUACACCCGUCACAUCGAUCCCGUGCCUCCAAGCCGCCCGCUCGCCGAGUGGUGGCCCGGCGACGGCGACCGCAUCUUGGCAGGGACGCCGGCCGCGGCGCUGCUCCCCGGGGCCGGCCGCAUCGCGGGGGUCGACAUGGAAGUGGAGAAGAGCACGUACAGCGCCUUCGCGGCCGGCACGGGGCUGGAGGAGACGCUGCGCGGGAUGGGCGUCCAGGAGGUGAUCGUGGCGGGCGUGAUGACCAACCUGUGCUGCGAGACCACCGCGCGGGACGCGUUCGUGAGGGGGUUCCGGGUGUUCUUCUCGGCCGACGCCACGGCCACGGCCAGCCCGGACCUGCACGAGGCGACACUCGUUAACAUGGCCUUUGGGUUCGCGUACAUCGUCGACUGCGAGCGGCUCCAGGCGGCAUUUGGGAAGGCAAGUGAAUAGAGAUGCACAGGAGUCAGGCGCAACUUACGUUCACGGGACAUGCUAUGUGGGAUCCGGCUUUGUAUCCCUAGAGUGACCUGAAGUGAAUCAGUGAAGUGCGAAUAGCCGUAAACAUCAUACCCUGAUUUGGUCAAUUUGUUUUCGGAUUUUGUUUGUUUUAGUUUUCCGGACUAGUUGUGCUAUAAACAACCCAAACGGCUUGUUCAUGAAUGCGUGUAACUUUAGGUGUGUCCUGGGCUUCCAUGUCAGCGUAUAUUGUCUGUUCUACCUUUUCCAUUAUCAGUGCGAGGAAUGGACAGUCAGGGAACGAGUCAGAUAGACGAUGAUGAUUACGUUCAAGGAUCAGAACUUAUGGACAAAGUCUUAUUGCU